AUCGAAUGUAUCGUAGUGGUGUGUUCACUUGGACUCUUUGCACGGCACCAACUGUGUAUCCCAAUUUAGACCUUGUCAGAUUGUGGCGGCAUGUCUGACUGAAUGCCACGAGUCGUGGUAUAGUGAUAUGCACGUGGACAGACUGCCACACAUGACAUGUUCGUGUUUUACAUGCUCUCACUGGUACCUCUGCUUGCCCCCCUAUCCCCCCCCCCGGGCGUAGGCGUGUGUGUUAUGAUAUAUGAAACUUUCAAAUUGAACGCGAUGCCCGACUAUAUUACCCAAGUCUUCGUGAGUCGUGAGACAUUCUUUAACUUUCCAACAUUAAGGUCAAGAAAUUUACGUCAGAAAUGUGUGGCGGGUUGAAGAUAGCAGCAAGAAGAUGGCUUUUGUGUGUGUUUAUGGUUUCUUCUAUCAAAUGUAUUGUAAGUCCGUUAAAAGAAGACAUUCCUUCCCAACACAUAUACCAUUGGUUAUACAAAGUUGUUAUUGAUCCGUUCAUCCACUUGAAGUUGAUGUACAAUCAAUAGAUGCCUGGAGCACACGUGUUUGAGAGGGUGUGACGUAAUAGAAAAAAAUUGAGCAUCGUUCUCUGUGUGGUUCAUUAUCACAAUGGUUUCGUCUGUAUGUUAACAAAUGUCUCAGGCUCUAUGUCAAUUUCAGACACACACUGACGGUAUUGAAAGCUGUGUCUACUUCUGACACACCAACCGUUCCGUAUUGAAAGGUGUGUGCAUGAGUCACACCUAAUUUACUGAACAGUGUGUCUACGUCGGACACAUCAACUGUUAUGGCGUGAAACAUGUAUUGAUACCCACUGUGGGAAUGUACCGACCCAUACACAGCUGCUAGCUUUGACAAUUGGUCAACGCUGAGAUAAGGAAUUUUAAUAUGUGGGCAUUAUUAGGCACAGUGAGCGUAGAGGCAACAUCUUUAAAAAAAGCAAAAAAAAACAAACAAAAAAAAAACAACAACCAGUUUUCCACUGUUGAGAACCAGAAUUUCAAACGAGUUUAACUUUGAUCACAUUAACAAUGACACUCUUCAUUUUGACACAAAAAAAUGUCAAUGGUUAAGAAAUAUAUAUUUUUGUGUUCCUCAAGAGCAUGUCUAAAUGUCAGCAACAUUAUGGCUGUUGUUUUUCUUAAUGGCAACUUUUUUGUUUGUUUUUACCUAAUCCUACAGACAUCGAGAAAAUGGCCGACUCUGCACUGAAGCUCUACUACUUUGACGGCCGCGGCCGAGCUGAGGUGGCCCGGCUCAUCCUGGCGGCCGCCGGCAAAGAGUACGAAGACUUGCGCUUUUCGGAAGAGGAGUGGCCCAAGUACAAGCCCCUGACCCCGUACGGGCAGGUGCCGGCGCUGCAGGUCGACGACGUGGUGUACGCCCAGAGCAACGCCAUCUUCUCGUUCCUGGCACGCGAGUUCGGCUUCCUCGGCGGCUCGAGCCUGGAGAUCUUCAAGAUCGACGAGAUCGUCAACCUCGUCAACGACUUCGUCAACGCUUCGGCCGAUGCUCUGUUCCACACGGACGACCCGGCGGCCAAAGAGGCUGCGCUGAAGAAGGUCAAGGAGGUAGUGGGGCCACGCACCCUCGGCUUCCUGGAGGUCAUUCUGGAGAAGAACGGCACCGGCUACCUGGUUGGGGACAAGCUGAGUUUGGCUGACAUCGUGCUUCUGGACGCCACUACUGGGGGGAUGGCGUCUAACCUGCUGGACGUCAACGAUGACUACCCUUUGGUCAAGAAAACCAUCGAACUGGUCAAGUCAAAUGAGAAGAUUGGCAAAUACCUGGCCACAAGGAAGGAUUCGCCCUGGUAAAUUCCAGAGACAUUUUUGUAUGUGGUGAAUUCAUAAAUCAUUUCUAAAUGUAACAAUUAACUGUUCUGGUUGUUAUUAAAUAGAUUAUUUAUAAAAAUUUUAUAAAUUGUUGAUUGUAUUCUUUUAGAAAUUUAAUGUAAUUUCCCCAAAUAUUGCUUACAUUCAUACAUGAUAUAUGCAAAAAUAUCGUCCUUCAGCUGUCAGUUUUUAAAUUCAAGGGCACCCCUGUGCGCAUUGGGCAAUGCAUGUAACAGAUUUCUACUG
This is a messenger RNA of Lymnaea stagnalis (great pond snail), 2084 nucleotides long. The record is from the annotation of a GenBank genome assembly. NCBI's taxonomy places the organism in Eukaryota, Metazoa, Mollusca, Gastropoda, Lymnaeidae.